This is a messenger RNA of Apodemus sylvaticus (European woodmouse), 1356 nucleotides long. RefSeq names its product metaxin 2 (gene Mtx2). The coding region runs from base 200 to 1030 and encodes 276 amino acids. Gene Ontology annotation, cellular component: SAM complex. The transcript has 12 exons. Gene Ontology annotation, biological process: mitochondrion organization. NCBI's taxonomy places the organism in Eukaryota, Metazoa, Chordata, Mammalia, Rodentia, Muridae. The record is from RefSeq and is a predicted model, not a curated record.
GCGCGCUGUCAGCGACGCCGGAAGUCCUGGGUCGGCCUGGCGGUAACCUUGCGGGCCUGGCCACCGCUGCCGAGGUGAGCUCUGCCUGUCUGAGCGUUGGCCCAGCGAAGCUCCUUAGCUGCGGGGGGCCGCCGAGGUCGCGCGGGAGGGCGCUGAGGGCCGCGGAGCUCGGGCGCGCGCGCAGGACCUCGCAGCCGACAUGUCUCUGGUGGCGGAAGCGUUCGUCUCCCAGAUAGCAGCUACAGAACCUUGGCCUGAAAAUGCGACCUUGUAUCAGCAACUGAGAGGGGAGCAAAUUUUGCUUUCUGACAAUGCAGCAUCUCUUGCUGUGCAGGCAUUUUUGCAGAUGUGUAAUCUACCUGUCAAAGUGGUGUGUAGGGCAAAUGCAGAAUAUAUGUCUCCAUCUGGAAAAGUACCUUUUAUUCAUGUGGGAAAUCAAGUAGUGUCAGAACUUGGCCCAAUAGUCCAGUUUGUUAAAGCCAAGGGCCAUUCUCUUAGUGAUGGGUUGGAUGAAGUCCAAAAAGCAGAAAUGAAAGCCUACAUGGAAUUGGUCAACAAUAUGCUGCUGACUGCAGAGUUGUAUCUCCAGUGGUGUGAUGAAGCUACAGUCGGGGAGAUCACUAUUGCUAGGUAUGGCUCUCCUUACCCUUGGCCUCUGAACCACAUUUUGGCCUAUCAGAAGCAGUGGGAAAUCAAGCGUAAGAUGAAAGCUAUUGGAUGGGGUAACAAGACUCUGGACCAGGUCUUGGAAGAUGUAGACCAGUGCUGCCAAGCCCUUUCCCAAAGACUGGGAACACAACCAUACUUCUUCAAUAAGCAGAAUGUACAGGGGCAGUGUCUACAAAGCAAGCCCUUGAACGCAGGCAUAUCUGGAAACCUGGAUAUAUCCAGAAAUAUCCUGGAUCCUCAUAGAUAUUUGCAGGAUUGUGCCGACAUGCUGAGACUCAGUGCAUCAAAGCGCAGCUUCCAGUCCUUCAUGAGGGGAACCUGGAGGCAGGAGCUGAGACAGGAACCUGGAGGCAGGAGCUGAAAAAGAGAUGGUGGCAGAACACUGUUUCCUGGCUUACUCUCAUGGUUACCUGUCACCCGUCACUAGUGGGAAAUUCAUCAACUUGGCUCUGCUCCUGAGAUACAGCUCCCAGGAAAAGGACUGACUCUCUCCUAUGCCUUAGGAGAGCAUCGUACAGACAGUUCUUUCACAUUCUCAGAGUCUGGGGUCAGCAAUGGAAUUUUCAGAUUAGUCGCAGAUGCCCUCCCCACACCGUCCUGCGUCAGCUUUAGUAACUGGUUGCACUUUAAUCCAAAAGAAAACUUCUCAGGCCAUUGAGCUUCAAUACAGUUUAAUGCCUUAAGGCU